GGGUCCGUAUAGAAGCGGCGCCACGUCCGCCGCCCCGCAGGUCGCAGCUCACCCAUGAUCCGCUCAGCUCCGCCGUGCGGGCCGAACCGGGCCGGCCAUCAGAACGGCCUGCGGGACGAAGAGGAGGAUGAGCAGGGAGACCUGGAGGACGAGGUGGACGCGUCGCACCUGGAGAAGUUCAUGCGGGACCGGAGGAGAGCGCGGUCGCUGCCCGAGCUGCUGGACGGCGGCAGGAAGCGGGUCAAGUUCGCGGACUCGAUGGGUCUGAGCCUGGCCCGCAUCAAGCACUUCAGCGCCCAGGAGGACCCGCAGAUCCCGCCUAAGGUUCUGUCCCGGUACCAGAGCUCCCCCCCGCAGCAGCAGGACCCGCGGGCCGGGCCGGACCCGCCACGGCUGCUGGCCUGCUUCCCCGAGCCGCGGGACGCGGAGCGGCGGGUUCGGGAGCUGCGGGUCUGCCUGGAGAGGCUGGCCGUGACCCGGUUCGAGCUGCGGGGCCAGGUGCGGGUCCUGCGGGGCAGCGCCGUCAGGGAAGUCGGGGUCCGGCUCACCUACAACGACUGGCUGUCCUACGUGGACGCGCAGGCGGUGCCGGUCCCGGAGCAGCCAGGGUCGGAGGCGGUCCGGUUCGGAUUCACCGUGUUCACUCCGCCCUGCAUGGACCCGGGCGCCGCCGUGCACUUCGCCGUGUUCCUGCGCAGCGACGAGGGAGAGUUCUGGGACAACAACCAGGGCCAGAACUACUCGCUGCGGUACCGGAACCACAACCAGAACCAGCCGGGCCGCCCGGACCCCGAGCCGGCCGGAGAGGCUUCUCCAUCCCUCUGAGCGGAUCAGAACCAUCUGGAACCACUCGACCACUUCCAGCAGUGGACUCCAGGCGGGAUGCUGGACCCGCAGGGGAUCCAACCGGACCGGUUCUGAUCCCGGAACCGUUAAUCUCCAACAGGUCCAUUCCUCCAUCAAGACUUUGAUCUUUAUCAGCCAUAUUGAAAAUCCAAGAUGGACGUUAAUCGAUCAUUUAAUUUGAUCUGAUUGAUUUGUUUCUGGGACAGAAAACAUGUUUGGACAUUUUAUCGUUCAUCAUAUUAUUAUUAUUAUUAUUAUUAUUAGACAGCUGCCUUAAAAAGUCGAACCUCUCCCUUCUAAAAAAUUAAUAUCUGCCUGUUUUAAUAGUUUAAAGACCAAAUAUAAAGUAAUGGAAACACUUUCACUAAUCUGCUAACAGGGCAGCUAAUUUUUAAUCCAUUUAGUGCUUUAAUGUUUUUGCUAACUGUGAAAAUGUUUAGCACAUUUAGCUUCCCCUAAAUUGAUUUCCAGGAUAAACGCUAAAGCACUAAUUUCCAUCACUGUUCUGUAAACAAAUAAAGUCUAAGGCCAUUAUAGAGCAUUUCAAUUAUUUUAAAAAUACCUGAAGUUUAGUCUCUCAAUGGCAGAUAUUUCUUUGCUAACUUUGAAAGCUUUCAUCACACUUAGGUUCAUCUAAAUUAACUUUUCCAGGUAAUAUCUAAAGCUCUAAUUUAGGAAGUUGUAAACUUUUUAGUUUAAUAAAACUUGAUCGAUUCAAGAAUUCAUGUAGUUAGCGUUUAUAGUCAUGCUCUUAUUUUGAAAGGGGAGGACUGCAAGUGGAAACAAGUACAACACCUAAUCAACCAGCGGUUAAAUUUAGCGCUUUAGCAUUAGCUUCCACAAGCCACCGCGUUGUAGUAGCGCCCUAGCAUUAGACGAACUAGGGUUAUGAUUACUGCUUUAUGGUUAGCAUAGCUACCAUUUUAGCUAAUGGAGCCCAUCCCUGUUCCUUAUAAUAAUUUAGAUUUUAAAAUUGAAAAUGUUAGAUUUUAAAAUGUAAUAAUUAUUAUUGAAAAUGAAAAUAAACUCGUUUUUUUUACAUUAAAGUUUUAAUGAAGCAAUAAAAUCUGAUGAUUAUUAUCUAAUAAUAAUAAUAAUAAUAAUAAUAAUAAUAGUAAUAAUAAUAAUAAUAAUGAUAAUAAUCUGUUGAGGUCAUAAAUUAUUUGACUAAAGUAAAUCUGAUGUUUUUUCCUUAUUUUCACUUUUUCUGGGCUCCGCUGCUACAGGAAGUCGUUGGUGUGAUUUAACUGUGACGUCAUGAGCAGGGCGCGCUCUGAUUGGUCCGUCCUCCUGCCGGUGUUCCGUGUUGUGAAACGCUGCGGGAUGUUUUCCUUCUGCUCGCAGUUUGGAGCCAAAUAUUUGGUUUAAUAUUGCACACAGCGCUGGAGGGGAGGAGGUUCGGUCCGGAUUAUGAAAAACAAACAAAGUUCUGGGUCCAGAUCCAGAGUUCGGUGCCGGUUUCACCCAGAUGACCCAAACAGCAGAACAUCUCUUGCUGGUUUUCUCUGUUUCGCAUCUUUUAGAAAUUAUUUCCUCACAUAAAGAGGAAAAAGUUCUAAUUGGACCCAGUUCCGGUCCGAACCCAGUAGAACCGCAGGACCAAUAAAAACCUGCACGUGAGAUUCUGUUUGAUCAAACCGUCGCCAUGUUUUUCCACCGUCACUGAUUUUAAAAUGAUUUUUUUCUGAUUUUAAGACGGAACAUCCGGUCCGGUCCAGACGCUACAGAACCACAGUUCAGAUUUUAAUUAAGGUUUUAAUGAAGUUCACAGAUCGCUGCUGGGGUUCAUGAGAAACUUUAUAAAACUUUAAUAAUUAACUGAUGAUUCUGAUCGAUCAGAAGGAAUGUGACUGAAAUUAUUUUACAGUUUUUUAUAAAAUGAUGAACAAGAUGAGAAAAUAAACUGAAUUAAAGACUUUUAACCGUCUGUUUUAUGUAAAAUAAAGUUUUGGUGAGUUUGA
Messenger RNA from Gambusia affinis (western mosquitofish), 2807 nucleotides. It is a transcript of the gene ppp1r3g, whose product is annotated as protein phosphatase 1 regulatory subunit 3G. Gene Ontology annotation, biological process: regulation of glycogen biosynthetic process. Gene Ontology annotation, molecular function: glycogen binding; protein phosphatase 1 binding. Lineage: Eukaryota; Metazoa; Chordata; Actinopteri; Cyprinodontiformes; Poeciliidae. The transcript has a single exon. The coding region runs from base 55 to 825 and encodes 256 amino acids. The record is from RefSeq and is a predicted model, not a curated record. Gene Ontology annotation, cellular component: protein phosphatase type 1 complex.